Messenger RNA from Rattus norvegicus (Norway rat), 6935 nucleotides. The record is from RefSeq and is a predicted model, not a curated record. NCBI's taxonomy places the organism in Eukaryota, Metazoa, Chordata, Mammalia, Rodentia, Muridae.
AAAGUCAGAAGCUCGGAAACAAAGCCACGCCUUCUGGCUUUUCCUACUCUGCUGUUCAAAUAUCAGAUGCCACCUCCUCUGGUUCUGACUCAAGGGGCUGCCGGGACAGCCACAGGCCAGAGAGACUGCGGACGACCUACUCUUCCUCAUCCUUCCAGGCACCACCCAGCAAAGGGCAAAGGAGUUCCUUCCUUUACUAACCAGCCAGCUGGCCUCAGACAGCUAGGAGCUCUUAGCUGAAACAAACCCUCCCACCUUCUUUCCUUGGAGGGCAGCAGGGGUCCCAGGUUUCUGGGGACUUGGGCUGUCUUUGCUCCUCCCCUGUGGGGCAGAGCCUAGUGGGGGCCAGUGCGUUAGUACAGUGAUGUCAUAGUUGAACAAUUUCACUUUCCUUUUUCUCCUCUUUGGAGGGCUCCGAAGGAGUUCUCUCUGGGCUUCCCAGAGUCUCAGAGCGGGGGUUCAGUCUGCCCUGAGCCAAGUUCAGGGUCCCUUGGGGUCUGCGUAGGGGAUGGCAGGAGGAGACAAUGGACUCAGCAGCAGGAUGAUCCCAGAAAACCAGAAUGGAGAGCAGUCAGAUGACUAUCAGCUAAUGUUCAAGCUCUUCAAAGAAAACAAGGUGGAGAUUGCAAGUGCCAUCACCAAGCUAUUUCCUUUCCUCAUGAGCCUUCGAGACCGAGACUUCAUCUCGGAGCAGAAGUAUCAGGAAUGUCAAGAAACAUGUAAGAACCUGGUUCCAGUGGACAGAGUGGUGUAUGACAUCCUCAGUGACAUACAGAAGAAGUUUAGCCGGGAUCUUCUGAAAGUGAUAUUCAGCAACGUGCAUCUGAAGGCCUACCCUGACUUACAGGAGAUUCUAAAACACUUCCUAAGUGCAUCCUACAGUCCUGGAAAUACACAAAUGAGUGCUGGACAGGCAGAGGAGGUGCCCAGCCUUCCACAGUGCAAUGGAGGAGAUGAGCGAGACUUCACUUGCCAGUCAGCUGAGGGAAGGAGUUCUCCUGAACAAAUGUGUGAUGGACAAGAGCCUCAGGACAACCUGCCCUCCUCCCUGAGAUGUGAAGCAGCAUCCUACAGUCCUGGAAAUACACAAAUGAGUGCUGGACAGGCAGAGGAGGUGCCCAGCCUUCCACAGUGCAAUGGAGGAGAUGAGCGAGACUUCACUUGCCAGUCAGCUGAGGGAAGGAGUUCUCCUGAACAAAUGUGUGAUGGACAAGAGCCUCAGGACAACCUGCCCUCCUCCCUGAGAUGUGAAGCAGCAUCCUGUAGUCCUGGAAAUACACAGACGAAUGCUGAACAAGCAGAGGAGGCGCCCAGCCUUCCACAGUGCAAUGGAAGAGAGGGAAGUAGUUCUUGUGAACAAAUGUGUGAUGGACCAGAUCCCCAGGAUGAACUGUCCUCAUCACUGAGACGUGACACAGGAGCACAACAACCCACAAGUGAAGAGAGGUGUACCUGUGUCAUGUGUUCCCCAACAUAUGUGCCAGAAGACCUAGAAGCAAGGAUGGGAAGCAGUCAAGGAGGAAAAAAGAAAGGUUACAACUGGUCAAAACCAAAGCGGAGGAAGCCAAUGAUUGUACGGAGAAAAUAUGGCAGAAGAGCCGUUACCCAGGCAGUUUUCAGGAGAAAGAAAAUGAAGAACCCAGGACUCUCUGCUAAGAUCAGGGGUCCAAGAAGGCACGGGAAGGAAAUGGCCAAUUUUAACGCGGAGUUGCUACCUGUGACGUGUGGUAACUUGAAGGGAGUAUUACACAAGGAUAAAUUCAAACAAGGGAUAUCUGUGAUGUCUAUACAGUGCCAGGAUGGGAACUGGGUCACACCCCCUGAAUUUGAAAUCAUGGGAGGCCAUGGAAGAUCAAAGAACUGGAAAUUGAGUCUGCGGUGCUAUAAUUGGCCCCUGAAACUUCUGAUCCAGAGAAAUUUUCUACCCAUUCCUCCACGGAUAUAUGGCAAGAGAAAAAAGGUGAGUGCUCACCACGUGACUUUACAUACAUCAGUAUCUUACUGAUGGUGCCUGAGUUGGGCUGUUAUACUUAGUCACCUCUCAUUUCCUCCUCUACUGCUUUCUUUGCUGGUUUUCAGCCUGUGCCUUCCCUCAUGCUCCUGUAGUGUGGGUAGAGCAAGAUCUUCCUUGAAUGUUAACUGCUUUAAGUUGGAGAUGUUAGAGAGCCAGCAGCAUAGACUUCAACAAGCCACAUAUCACUGGACACUGGCUUCAUAGCUCACUGACUGAGAAACUGAACUCCAGGCUAGCAUAUAAUUUGUCUUGGCCACUAUUGUCAAGCUUGCUUGAACUCUGAAUCCCCCAGACAUUUCAUCCACUCUGUUUCUAGAAGUAAGCUCUGAUCUAACCUGCUCAACAAUUACUUUAAAGGCCAGUGCCUCUGUCUUCCCCCAUAGGCCAAGAGUAUCUCAGCCUGGAUCGCUCAAACAAGCUAGAAAUGUCUAGCCUAUGAAACCCUCCUUAGUUCUUGGGUGCAGUAUUUCAUAGCAACAAGGGGCGGUUGCCUCUUAUUUUGUGUCUCUGUUUGUAAGAACAGAAUUCCCAGUGAAACAGAAUCCAAGAUCCAUUUCCAUUUUCCUAAGUCUCCCAGGGCCUCUUCAUCUACUCAGAGGCAUGGACUCUGGAAAUUUCCACGUCACAGUCAGCAUCACAUGACAGGACUUUUUAAACUGGCUGGUGAUGACUGGUUUGUGUCAGGAAGUCUUGGAUCCCCAUCAUAACCGUCAUUUCUGAGUGAUGACAUCUGCAUUGAGACAUCCAGAGUCUCUUUUCCUAAGCGAAGCCUUAUUUACUCGUCUGUGUGAUGCUUCAUUCUAAAGAACACACAGAGAAUGCCCAAGGACUGGAAGAGAAGAUCAUAACAAGAGCCCUCUCUGACUGACCCUGAGUGUUUUGUCAAAGUUGCUGUCUACGUUAAAUAAUGAUCAAUAGGGUGAAGUGGGGGAUUCUAGACCAGUGGGUAGUGACAGGACCACCCCUCAGGUGAGUAUAUCCUAGAUCAUGCUUGUCUCCAGCUCUCAGCCCAGGGCUGGAGUUAAGAGCUGUGACUCCCUGUAUCACAGAAGGGAAGAAUGAAAAGACACCACAGUGGAUGUGCCAAAGCAAUGUGAAUUCUACUGUUGCUUCUUAGCAUUGUGGCCAGCAUGGCAUCUUUUUGAGAUUUGAAUAGAGAGGAGGGAGGCCACCAAGUGGAAGAGCUGUGGCCCCGGGGAGCCUUAGUUUCAUUUGAUUUUCAGGGGGAGCUACAGAAAGUGAUGGAUUUUUCUUUCUGGGGUCACUUGGACUCUAGAAAUCUGAGCCUUAUGGGUUCUUGAAUACGAUUGGUUCAUCUUCAGCCUCAUUCUCAUGGUACUACUCUGCAGUAGAGUACAUGUGUGGCCAACACAUCCUGGGUUGGCAAGUUGAAAGAAAAUGGCCUAGAGCCUUGAAUGCUCAAGGAUAAGUAGAAUUAUUUAUUUAGAAACCAGGUCCUGCCUCCUUGCAUGACUUCACAAAGGCACCUUGGGGACUAGAACCAGCAAGUAGAAUUUGCUUUCAUCCAAACAGUAGUUCGAUGAUCCUCUUUUUCUCCUACUAGAUACACAGAUCCAUAAAAAUAGAUAUAAGGGGGGAGGGAGAAAUAGAUGUUUUAAGAGAAACACUUUAGACAGAAUGAAUUAAAUCAGCAUUUUCAAUCGAAGAAUUUAAGAGUGAAUACACUCUGCCAACAGUUCUUGGGAAACCCCCUGCAGGUGCAUGAGGCCAUAACUUCUACAAGCUACAGUGUCUCCUUUGAUCUUGCUGUUCACAUUAUCCACUAAUUAGUUUAUGUGGGAACUAAACAAGCUCAACACUUGAGUUGUUCCUACCUAUGAGCUCCUCAAUAAUUAAACAAAUUUUAUAGGCAAGAUGGCACAUGGCUGGAAUCCCAGCACAUGGAAUGUAAAAGCAGAAGGAUCAGGAGUUCAAGGCCAGCCUGGGCUAAAGUGAGACAUAUCUCAGAAGUAAGAUUAAUGCUGGUGACGAUAAAACAAAUUUAAGUAACUAUCAUUUGACUACUUGAAUGGAUAAUCAUAUUUUUUUUUUUCGGAGCUGGGGACCGAACCCAGGGCCUUGAGCUUGCUAGGCAAGUGCUCUACUAAAUCCACAACCCGGGAUAAUCAUAUCUUAGACUUAAUAUUAUCACUCAAAUUUUAUUUUAGAAGAGAACACAAAGUUUGCAUCAUUUCCCAGCGGACCCAGACGUAAGUACUGACUCCUAAUUAUAAUCCCUGAAAAGCCCCAGCCUUCUUCUUGGUGCGUUGUCUCUCCCUUAAAGGGACCCACCUGUCGGUUUAGAUAUGCUGCUGUGAGUAAAGAGUCAUCAUUACCAAACCUAUCCCACAACCAAGGUAGGAGAAGUCACUGUGGGUGUUUGGGUCAGAAGCAUCUGACUACAUGGGAUCAUAUAUUCUCAUUUACCCUCAAAGUGGGAGACAGAGUUCUAGAUUACUGGGGUCCCUGGGACAGAACCUGGCAUGACAGUGGGCCUGGCUGGCUUUGGAUGAAGGGUGAAGGGCAAAUACAGGAGGAGAUACCAUUCCCAAAGGACAGUAAAACAUCCUAGCUCAGAUCCCAUGUGCAGGUAGAACUCAGGAGGCCAGACCUCCUGUGAAAAUUCUAGGUCUGGACCUCUCUUUGUCCCACAGAAAGUUGCCUACAGAGUGAGUAGGUUCUCAUAGAAACCCUGGGACCAGUCUGAAGAGAGCCACAGCCAGCCACAGCUGAUUGGAGGCAAAACCAUCACACCGAGCAAAUCACCAGUCAGCUUGGCUGGUGUUCGGGCGUAGGUAAACCAUCCUAAUACAUAAGGCCCUGUCCAUCCUCUGCUCACCUGUAUCCUUGUACUUUAUGGAGCUUGCUAGAGCAAAGAAACGUUUUUUAUUUUUUCAGUUGGAAAAUAUUUUUAUUGCACCAAUUCAUUUUAGAAAUGAAGAAGACGGGAGCCGGUGUGUAUCUAGGAUCGCAGAGUAUUAGCACCCAAAAAGAAACAUUUUAAAGAAGCUUACAAGUUAGUGGUCAGAAGACAAAGAACUGGGUGGAUUUGAGAAAUGAGAGGACAGAAGCAGGAUAGGUUUGUGGCACAUGGAGCGCGUUAUAUAGAAUGGUAGAGACAAGGAAAAGAUCAGGGAACAGUAGGAACAUGGUUCAGAGUUUAACAGGAUGAGUUUGAGCCGCACCUAGGGAGCCCUUGAGGGGACAUGGCUGAGCACUGGGACAUGAGGAGCUGAGGAGAGUUGAGACACCAUGAGGCUGAGGACACGGGUGGAAACCUGCAGCUGGAAUGACUGUGAUCAUCUGGAGAGACUGUAGCUGCGGAUGGAAACCUGAGGAAUUCCAUCCUUUGCAUGUUAAGGAAGAGAAGGACCUGGGAAGGAAAGUGGUCCAGCAGUAGAGCAAACCACCGAGAAUGAUGCAGAAGGACUUCUUCUGAGGGCAGAAAUUGCCUGGGCUUAGAAUGGUUGGCACUAUCACCUUGGCUACCUCCCUUCUACCUACUCACCCUGUGGUGGCCCAGUCCUCAAGCUGCAAUAAUGUUUGUACCUCAGACAGUCACAAGAAAGUAGAAAAAAUUCCCAACAGUUCAUGGACUACAUAAAAGGAGUGCCCCCCACACUUUUUACAUCUUUUUUCUUUCUUUUCCCCCCUCUUCCUCUCUUCCUUCCUUGAGAGUUUUGAGAUAGGGUCUCAUGUAGACCAACUGACCUCAAAUUCACUAUGUAGCCAAGGAUGAACUUGAACCCCUGAUCCUCCGGUCUCGACGUUCUAGUUGAGAUUCCCAGUCUGUGCCAGUUUUGAAAUUUUUCUGUGUUCCUAUUGAGGCACCUCUCAUUUCUCAAAUUGUCACUGUCACCAUUCUCCUUGAACUUGGGACUAGGAAUGUGUGUUUUCCGGUACACAUGUUAUUCUGAUACUUCUUGGUUCCUGUGUUAACAGUGAUCGUAGGAAAACCCCAGCAACAUGCAAGGGAGAUUAUGAGGAACUCAUUUGAAUACCUUUCUGAAUGACAGGAAACAGACACCCACUGACCAAGGAUCAUAGGUGUUAUUAGGGGCUUCCCAUGGGGGGCAGAGAACUAGUAGACCAUCCUAGGCCUCUCAGCUACUUAUGUCUGUCUCUCUCUCUCUCUCUCUCUCUCUCUCUCUCUCUCUCUCUCUCUCUCUCUCUCUCUGUUGUUGUUACAAGGCUUCAAGCUGUCUUCAAACCCAUGAUUCUAUUGCCUUAAUCUCCUCAGUGGGAUACCUUAAUCCAUAUACCCACCCCAUUUAGGCCUUCUGACUUUUCCAGCUAUUUAGGCAGCAAUAACAUUGAGCCUUAAUUUUGCUGUUAUGCCAGGCUUCCCCCACACAGCAGUUCACUCAUAGUUCACUUCUGGCCCUUGAACACACAUAUAUUUGUAUACCAUACAAUGGAUGUGUAUUGGUCUCUUUAUAAUUGCUCUAUAAAGUCUAUUGGUUUUGAUAAGUAGAUCUUACCUAUAGUAACAAAGAAAAAACAAUGUCAAGGAUUAGCUUUUUCUAGAUGAAAACUAACUUUGACUCUAGGCAGUCUGUACUAGUCUUGGCAAAAAGUUCAACCUCUUUUGACUUGGGGGAUUUUUCCCUUUCAUAGAACGAAGUUCUCUUUUAUGCUUACAGAGAAUAAUGGCAAUGCUUUGGUCUCUGUCUUAGUGGCCUUUCCUUUUAUUAUGAUGCAAUAUCCUGGAAAAGGCACCUUGAAAGAGAAAGAGCUUGACUCACAAUCCUAGAUUACAAUCCAUUUGGGUAGGGAAGUUCAGGGGGUAGGAACCUAAAACUGGUUAUGUUACUGGCAUCACCAAGAGCAGAGAGCAACAGUGAAUGAGUGCACGAUCACGCUCACCUCCCUUUCUCUGCUCACAGACUCCAGGAAGCCUAACCGUAAUUAACAUACUCUA